AUGUUAUUUUUAACAUACAAAUAUAUUAAAUUUGUUUUCUUUAUAUUUAUAUUCAGGAAUUUUAAUUUAACCAUAUCAAUUAACAUAAAAACAAAUAAAACACAUUGUAGGAAUAUAGGAAUAUUAAAUAACAAACUCUUAUUUAUUCGAACGCCUAGAAAUAGGUUUUUGACUGCUGGAUUCCUUAAUCCUUUCGUGUAUAAAACUUCCUUUGAUUUUGAUUCUUUAAAUGACUUGGAAUCUUUGGACCAUUUUGUUAAAACAAAAGCUAAAAAUAAAAAUUUUGGCUAUGAAAAUGAUUUUGUAGAUUAUUAUAGGAUUCUGUCACUAGAUAAAUCAUGUUCACAUGAGGACAUUGAGAAUAAAUAUAACAACAUAAAUGAGUCUUUGAACACACUCCCAAGUGUGGAUCCAAAACUUAGGUCAGAUAUAGAUUUGGCAUAUAAAGUACUUUCUGAUGAAACGAGCAGAAAGGAUUAUGAUAAAUUAUAUGAUGAUUAUAAUUCGAUUAAUAACCAAUACCUAGUCGAUUCACAGUUUGAUUCCGAAGAUUUUGAAGACGAACCAUCUGGAGAAAUUGAAAUUUCUAUCAUAAAUGAUGAUGAUUCACCUGAGUUUUCAUUAGGAUCAGGUAAAAAUUUAUUUGGAAAUUUUUUCACAAAUCUUUUUGGCUUAAAUAAACCUACCGUUAAGAGAACAAAGCAAAGCAAAUUUAGAACAAACUCAAGGCUUGACUUAACAUGUGAAGCCGAUGUUGAUUUAAAGACACUUUUAAUGGGAGGAAAUGUGUCUAUACCAGUACACAAAUGGGAAAAUUGUAAUUUCUGUAAUUAUAAUGACGAUUCAAUGAAUGAAUUCAUAGACCAAUGUAAUGUUUGUAAAGGAGAAGGGAUGGAAACUAAAGAGAAGAGAACUAAGAAUGGGUUCUUUAGAUCAUCAAGAACAUGUACAAAGUGUAGAGGAACAGGAUAUCAAAGAUUGAAGGACUGUAAUAAGUGUGAUAAUACUGGAAGGGUCCUUAAAGAUACUACAAUUAAAAUAAAUGUGCCUUUUAAUUCAAAAUCUGGAUCAACACUAAGGAUUAGGGGAAUGGGACAUUCAGGUGGAUUCCACCUAAGGGAUGGUGACUUAUAUGUGAAAUUGAACCUAAAAAGUACCAAUGAAGAAUAUAUCGAUGGUAAUAGAAUCGUAUCCAUUUGUAAAAUUCCAUACACGAAAGCUAUUCUGGGAGGAAAGAUUAACGUAACAACGUUUAACGGAGAACUUGAGUUAGAAAUCCCAUCAUGUUCGCAGCAAGGAGAUGAGAUCAAAGUGGGAAGAUAUAAUAACAUGAAUCAUUAUGUGAAACUUAAUGUUCAACUGCCAAAAACUUUGACGAAAAAUCAAAAAGAUUUACUGGGCAAAAUUGAUGAAAGUUAA
Messenger RNA from Theileria annulata, 1419 nucleotides. Its product is annotated as chaperone protein DnaJ, putative. The record is from RefSeq and is a predicted model, not a curated record. Lineage: Eukaryota; Apicomplexa; Aconoidasida; Piroplasmida; Theileriidae. The transcript is spliced from 6 exons. Gene Ontology annotation, molecular function: heat shock protein binding. The coding region runs from base 1 to 1419 and encodes 472 amino acids. Gene Ontology annotation, biological process: protein refolding. Gene Ontology annotation, cellular component: cytoplasm.